Molecule: messenger RNA, 1700 nt
Organism: Neurospora tetraspora
Lineage: Eukaryota; Fungi; Ascomycota; Sordariomycetes; Sordariales; Sordariaceae
Exons: 1
Coding region: 444-1391 (315 amino acids)
Source: RefSeq, a predicted model, not a curated record
AGGCUAACGGGCCUCAGCGGGCAUGUUCCCUGUGAACCCUGGACGGCACUCGGGGAGUCUUAUUAGGCGCAUUAUUCCUCAUCAGGACCUCUUCACUUCCUUCUGAGAUCCGCCUUCUCUACAACAACAACAACAACUUUGAACAACCUAUCGCGUAGCCUCCUGCUUUCAGCCUCAACUUCCACUCUUGAUCGGCUGCUGAACUGAACCGAAGCUUCCUCCUUCUCGCGACACAAACAUCAACAAACCCCUUUGCGCGCGCCGCUCAUCGUUGCCUGUCGCAAGCGCAAACCGCCCCAACACUUGAUCCCGAGAAAACAAGAGCGCGCUUGUCUACAAUACUCCUCCUCUACAUCUUUGGGGCUGGGGUUUUCCAAGACGCCUACACUACACCAAACAUUUUACGACCGCUCUGAAGACUGCGACCAGCGCUUCCAAUCAAGAUGCUGCUACCUUCAGCCUUUGGUAGCGACUUGUCGCAACUUCCACAGACACGACCUCAGCAUGCUCUCUUCGUCUCACCUCCUGCCAGUCCUAAGCAGGCGCCUGCUUCAGCCGAGUUCAACAACCUCUUCACCACUUCUCGGUCUCUGCAAUUUCUCAUGACCUCCUCCGAUCCGUUCCUCGAGCACAGCGCCAUGGGUGCACCGAUCGCAACACAGCCCGUUACUCCCCACACAAUAUCCCAAGGGCAACUGCCCACCCCGCCCAUGUCCCACGCGAUGCCUCCAGUCAAGCUACGUCUGCGCGCAAGAAAAACCUCCGAGUCAUACGGGUCUAGGAAUGCCCAUCAGCCUUCCCAGCGCAAGCGAAUUAUCAAGCGGCCACCUCCGCUAAGGCUCCACCGCGCAUUAGACGACAGGCGUGGGAGAGAAGAAAAUAAUGAACAAGACUCAGAUCUAUACGAGGAUCACGAGAGGGACCAGCGCGACAAUCAGCUGCAACAUGCUCAACAGCAAUCACAACAACAAAGAGCGACGACACCUCUCGCAGCACCCCAGUUCCUCCCACCAUUCGGCAGCCGACCGCAAACUCCCCCACGGUCGCGCAUAGCUCCAGAAGUCAUCCCUCUCGGGCUCGGCCGUUCGGAUUAUCACGCGCUCCACGCCGACAACGCAAAGAACGAGCGCCAACAAGCUACCGCGCCAGGGACAGACGUAGUGGUAGAGGCCAACGGGGAGCCGUGGAGCUCGGAAGAGGAUCGCAUUCUGGUCGAGCUAGUGCUAGACAAGCUCAAGCUUACAAAAUCCGAUUGGCAAGAUUGCGCGCGCAGCAUGGGCAAGGAUCGCAAAAGCGUCGGCACGCGAUGGAAAAGCUUGAUGGUCAAUGGAGACGUGGGCCUCAAGUCCAAGAGCAGUCGACGGAGCGGGAUUCACGGGACUUGGCGUUGAAAUGAUUCCCAUGUUUAUUUUCAUUUCCCCUUGUCAUAUUCCUUGCCACUACUAAUCCCUGCCGUGGGGCCUGAUAUAUCCACGUUGCUAUUUUUGCUUACUACUAUACUCGUCAGCGUGGGAACUCAAGGCGUCUAGGGAAAUGAGGGCAGGCAAGUCAUUGCGAGUGUAUUACACCCAUGGGAUUGGGACCAUUUACACGGGCAUUUUCGGGGAGUUGGAGGUACACCUUUUUGCUGCCAUUACAAUCUUGCUUUUGAAGGAAACUGGCCAGCGAGCGUUCAUGGAUGGGGCGUACAUACAAUCUGA